UCAAUGGAGUCGCCAUCUUAGAAAGGGUCAUUUUCCCUUGUUCAGUUUGAAUUUAGAGAAUACAUUCAAUUUUCUCCAAAAACGCCAACAGCAGCUCACCACGUGAGGUUAUAGUUUCAAUCGAAGGCAACAGUAUAAUGCUGUUUACCUUAUAUUUUACUGGCCUUAAGUUUUUUCCUCUUUAAUAUUUGUAAAUGUGUACAUGGACUACACGGGGAGUUAUUAUACUUUUCAGAGGGUUUUGUCCUGUGACUCUUUCUUUUCCAUUUGUGGACAUCUGUGAAUCAUUUAUAGGUGAGCAGUUGAGGGUUAAGGGCCCUGCUCAGGGGCCCAGCCGUGGCGGCUUGGUGCUGCUGGGGUUUGGACUCGUGACCGUCCAGUCAGAAGUCCAACAUCUUACACGACAUUCCCUGGAAGAAGUCCAGCUCACACCUUGUGAGGAUUAACAAGUACGAAAGAAGAUGAUGGAGGAAUUCUCUAUUGGGACAGUGGAGGCAGUGUUUUUAGGUUCCAGCAUCGCUUUCUCAGGCCUCUUCUAUUACCUGUACAGAAAGAAACGCAAAGCUGUGGACAAACUCAAUGAUGCUCCUCAUAUGGCUUUAAAUGAGGAACUGGUGGAUCUUCUGAAUGCCACACCCGGGAAGUGUCUGCAGUAUGUGGUUAUUGAAGGCACAGUGCAGCCCAUAGAGGAGCCCCUGAGCAGUCAGUUUAAGGAAGGAACUGUUGGUGUUAUUCAGAAACUGCUCCUCCGUGAGCAUAAACUGGUGUGGAACAGUUUGGCACGCACCUGGAUGGACCGUGAGCGUGUGCUGCACGAGCGUGUGAGCAGCGUGCCCUUUGCUCUGGUGGGAGUAGAUGGAGCACGGGUGCGGGUGCUUCGUCCACUGGAGGCGUCUGGCCCUGAGAUGGAAACAGUGCAUGAGAAGUUCCACCAGGCCAACUACGGCUUUAGUGACCUGCUCAGCCAGUAUUUGAGUGGCGAGAAGAGCAAGGGCCAGCUGGAGACAGAGGAAAUGCUGAGGGUGGGUGUGUCCAUCACCGCUGCUGGGGAGCUCAUCCUCGAUUCGGACCGCCUGCUCAAACUCCGCCCCCCAACUGACGGCUCCACCUACUUCCUGACCACGGCUGACUUUGAGUCACUCCGGCAUGACCAAGAGGGCCAGGCAUCCUGCUGGUGGGCCCUGGCGGGCAUGUUUGCUCUGGUGGGCGUCGCUGUGGUUCUGUGGGCAGGGCUUCAAUGUUAUAGGCGGAUCCAGAGGAAAUGGGAGAGAGAGAGGAUGAAGAGGGAGUUUGAACGGAUAGGGGAGGGAGAGGAGGACCUUGAGAAUGCAUGCGUAAUCUGUUUGAGCAACCCAAGAGGGUGUGUGUUGCUGGAUUGCGGACAUGUAUGUUGUUGCUACAGCUGCUAUGAGGCACUACCUCAGCCGACAUGUCCAGUUUGCAGGCAGGGGAUCAGGAGAGUCGUGCCCCUCUAUCAGGCCUGAAAAUGAAAGCGCAAGAGGUAGUGGAUUAAAAGCUCUACAGAACUACUAGACACUGAGAGACAGAGGCCAGGGAUAAGAUGGGUUAUCCUCUACCAGGCCUCAGGCAGAGAGAAGCCAGUGGAAUAAGAGAAAGAAAACCCACAAAAGAGAACACCGACAGAUAGGAGAGACAUGCUAUUGUUUAAAACCUUCUUUAUCAACAUUUUCGAAGUUCCUAAAGACUAGCAUUUUGAAAGAGUACCAUUCACUCUCUGCACUUUCCCCCCCUCCCCUCCUCCUCCUCUUGUCUUUGUUCUUGCUCUCUCUAGUUCUCUCAAGUAGAAAGAUUUGGGGUUUUUUUUGCGUGCCUACCUUAGAUGAAAAAGAGGCUGUUUAAAGUGGCCUAUAAAAAACUUUCAUAAAAAAAAAAAAACAGCUCCGAUUCAUAUGCUAAGUAUAGUUUGUUGUGGAAUUACGCCAAAUUGUAUCGAAAAGCAAAGACCUUCAGAGUGUGUGACAAGGUACUUUUUAUAUAAUGUGACAAAUACUUAGCGUCUACAAAAAAUAUUUCUGUUUACAUAUCACUCAUUAUGGAGUAAAAUCUAACAGAACAUUUUUCUUUUGACAUGUGAAGAAGUGAAUGUUAAUAAUGUUAAAGAUAGUGCUUGAGUGCUUGAUAGAGCUUGAUCCCAUGAUCUAUUGAUCGUGUAAGAAUAGAUGUGUGCAUGGAGAGUUUACAAUACUGUGAUCUUUUCUGUUCAGGAGUCUCAUUUCUAGCAGCUACUAAAAUUACCAAUUUUGACCUUGUAAUGGCUUUUGAUCUUUUUAAUGGAAAACAGGUAAUUGCCUUUAAAAAAAUAAAUGUUGAAUAUUUGUCAUUAGUAAAUGUGAUCCACAUAUAAAAUCAAUCCAAGCAGUU
Pangasianodon hypophthalmus (striped catfish) is the source of this 2382-nucleotide messenger RNA. RefSeq names its product mitochondrial E3 ubiquitin protein ligase 1a (gene mul2). The coding region runs from base 462 to 1484 and encodes 340 amino acids. The transcript is spliced from 6 exons. NCBI's taxonomy places the organism in Eukaryota, Metazoa, Chordata, Actinopteri, Siluriformes, Pangasiidae. The record is from RefSeq and is a predicted model, not a curated record. Gene Ontology annotation, biological process: organelle organization; protein ubiquitination. Gene Ontology annotation, molecular function: ubiquitin-protein transferase activity.